This is a messenger RNA of Spirodela intermedia, 1785 nucleotides long. The record is from the annotation of a GenBank genome assembly. NCBI's taxonomy places the organism in Eukaryota, Viridiplantae, Streptophyta, Magnoliopsida, Alismatales, Araceae.
AUGGCGGCCGCCGCCCUCUCCUCCGCCGCCACGGCCACCCCGGCCCGCCGCCAUGCCGCGCUGCCGUCCUUCGCGGGGCUCCGCCGCGCACCGAACGCCGAGAGCCUGCAGCUGCCGUCCUCUACCGGGCGGCGGGGGCGAGGGCGGGCGGCGCUGACCGUGCGGGCCUCCAACAACCCGAAGCUGCCGGCGGGACGGCGCCUGCGGGUGGCGGUGAUCGGCGGGGGGCCGGCGGGGGGCUGCGCGGCGGAGACGCUGGCGAAGGGCGGGGUGGAGACGGUGCUGAUCGAGCGGAAGAUGGACAACUGCAAGCCCUGCGGGGGGGCCAUCCCGCUGUGCAUGGUGGGGGAGUUCGAUCUGCCGCAGGACAUCAUCGACCGGCGGGUGAGGAAGAUGAAGAUGAUCUCCCCCUCGAACGUCUCCGUGGACAUCGGCCGGACCCUGAAGCCGGACGAGUACAUCGGCAUGCUCCGGCGGGAGGUUCUCGACAGCUACCUACGGGAGCGGGCGGAGAAGAGCGGCGCCACCCUCGUCAACGGCCUGUUCCUGCGCAUGGACAAGCCCGCCGGCCCCGGCGAGCGCUACCGAGUCCACUACAACAAGUACGACGGCCGCGCCGUCGGUGAGCCGGUGACGCUGGAGGUCGACGCCGUCAUCGGCGCCGACGGGGCCAACUCCCGCGUGGCCAAGUCCAUCGGCGCCGGCAACUACGAGUUCGCCAUCGCCUUCCAGGUACCCGAAUAAAAAAAAUGGAACUUUUUCUCUUCUUCGCCGAUUUGGGGGGCGGAUUUUUUUCAGAUCUACAGGUGGGUGGGCACUGAGGUUUUGGCGCGUGGGGGCAGGAGAGGAUGAGGAUUCCGGCGGAGAAGAUGGAGUACUAUGAGGAGAGGGCGGAGAUGUACGUGGGGCUGGACGUGUCGCCGGACUUCUACGCGUGGGUGUUCCCCAAGUCGGACCACGUCGCCGUCGGCACCGGCACUGUCACCCACAAGGGCGACAUCAAGCUCCUCCAGGAGGCCACCCGCAACCGCGCCGGCGACAAGAUCGACGGCGCCGUCACCUUCCGCGUCGAGGCCCACCCCAUCCCCGAGCACCCCCGCCCCCGCCGGUAAGCACCCACCCACCACCCCUCUCAACCCUCUGAACCCUGAACUGACUGGGUUCAGGUAGCUCUCCUGAGAAUCGGGAAUCUGAGAGAGAGGGGAGAGAGAGAGAAAGUGGGAGAGCUGCCUCCCUCCCCCACUUCUUCCAACCCCCUGAAACCUUAACUGACUGGUUCAGCUGGCUCGCCUGAGAAUCGGGGAUCUGAGCUGAGAGCUGUGUCGUUGUGUCUGACUGCGCAGGGCGGUGGACCAGGUGGCGCUGGUGGGGGACGCGGCCGGGUACGUGACCAAGUGCUCCGGCGAGGGGAUCUACUUCGCGGCGAAGAGCGGGCGGAUGUGCGCGGAGGAGAUCGUCAGGGGGUCCGAGAAUGGGACGAGGACGAUCACAGAGGCCGAUCUCCGCCGGUACCUGGCCAAGUUCGACAAGCUCUACUGGCCCACCUACAAGGUGCUCGACGUGUUGCAGAAGGUCUUCUACCGCUCCAACCCAGCCAAGGAGGCCUUCGUGGAGAUGUGCGCCGACGAGUACGUGCAGAAGAUGACCUUCGACAGCUACCUCUACAAGCGGGUCGUCCCCGGGACCCCCCUGGAGGACCUCAAGCUCGCCGUAAAGACCAUCGGCUGCCUCGUCCGCGCCAACGCCCUCCGCAACGAGAUGAACAAGAUCGGCAUCUACUCGUGA